This is a messenger RNA of Drosophila simulans, 413 nucleotides long. RefSeq lists its product as uncharacterized. The record is from RefSeq and is a predicted model, not a curated record. The coding region runs from base 18 to 413 and encodes 131 amino acids. NCBI's taxonomy places the organism in Eukaryota, Metazoa, Arthropoda, Insecta, Diptera, Drosophilidae. The transcript is spliced from 3 exons.
CUCAGGUUCCGCGUGGGAUGGGCAAUCAGUCUACCCAGACUAAGACUUCGCCAACCACGACAGCGAAUAAGUCUACCCAGACGGAACCUGGCAAUGAUGGCAACGUGCAAGCUAGCGUGAUCGCAAUGCUGACAGGAUUGGACUCGAUCUUGGACAUGAAGCCUAGCAGAAGUCCUUCGCCCGAAGAGCACCAGCGCCUUAAUGAGCUGUUGUCCAACUGCUUUUUGCUGCGCGAAGUACUGGAGUCAAGGAAGCGAACGCUUCCCGAGGAGGAACUAACUGGGCUUCUAACUACGAUACUAGAGCAAAGUCCAGAUGGGAAACCGCUGGCUAAGCGGCAGAAGCCGGAGCGCCAGGAAGAAGAGUCCUCAGGGCAGAGCCUUUCAAACAUGCGGGACAUUAACGAAAAAUGA